Messenger RNA from Alternaria atra, 1872 nucleotides. RefSeq lists its product as uncharacterized. Gene Ontology annotation, cellular component: cytosol. The coding region runs from base 1 to 1872 and encodes 623 amino acids. NCBI's taxonomy places the organism in Eukaryota, Fungi, Ascomycota, Dothideomycetes, Pleosporales, Pleosporaceae. The transcript is spliced from 7 exons. The record is from RefSeq and is a predicted model, not a curated record. Gene Ontology annotation, biological process: regulation of Golgi organization.
AUGGAGCCGUCGCCUCUGACCCAGGACUCGCGGCCCGAGGUAUUCCAACCCAAAAUCAUCCACCUCUACGAAACGUUGUUCAAGGAAGACGACGAAGAUGUCGAGCUAUCAGCCGGUUUCUGGCAAGAAUUCUUCCUCCACCGACCUGAUUCCAGCGGCCUGAAACGCAUACUGGCCUCGAUAGCGCCAGAAGAGAUGCUCCACCAACAAGCGCAUUCGCAGCAACUCUUCCGCCAGGCCAUCGACCGCGUCAAGCAAGCCAAAGCGCCCGCCGACGAAAUCGCCCUCGAGACCUUGACAGUCUUCCUCGAUGCCGCUCUUACCAAGAAAUACACGAAUCCUAGCUCCGAUAUCAUAUCUGUCCUCACUGGUCUGAACGAUGCGGAUGCUGUUAUGACGGAUUUUGUGGCGACGCUGGAUACGGCUAUACGGGGCGGGAGAGAUAUUCCUUUGCGCCUGAGGGCCGUCCGGGCAACUCUUUCUAUAACCGCCGCUGGCUUUCAGACAGCGCUUCCGAGUUACUUUACACACCGCGACCUCUUCCCCUCGCUCAUGAAGUACAUCCAAGACUGCGACUCGAGCACCCAAGUACUCCCCGCGCUCUACCUCCUUGGCCUCCUUACCAACUACAAUAAGUUCGAGUUUCAGAAUCCGUAUAGACUGCGGCUGGACGACUUUGUCAAUGAUGCCAUUAUACAGGAUAUGGUGGCUUGCUUUGGGGAUACGUGUACGAAGCUGAGGGACGCUUAUGUAGCUGUGCAGGACGAUAUGCCCGAGGGAUGGUCGCUGGGGAGUACGUUGAGUUAUAUAGGGCUGGGUGCUCUUGCGCCGAAUUCCAGGCCGACGACACCUGUACCGGCUCCUGAAGAGGCGAAGAGCCUUUUUGCUGGGCUACCCGGGCCAGAAGUCGGCGUUCUACUCUCCACAUACGACUUCGCGAACGCCAACAAAGUCUUCUGCUUCAAUCUGGUCAAAUCUGUCUCAGCGGACAAGAGCGAGCAGCCAUCCUCCCUCAGCGCAUACCUUUCCUUGACCUCCUACAUGUUCCAGCAUGCGCAUCGGUCGGCGAGGGCUGCACUGUACACAUACCUUAGCCUCUUUGUGCUGCAAAUUCUCGUCGAGGACCAGAUUCUCGCCAAACGGUUAUGCAGUGACGAGUCGAAGCUUUCGGUACGCUUGUGUCGCCAGAGACAACCUUAUCUGCCUGUAGUGAGGGGCGAACGUGUCCCUGCGGCUGUCAUCCUAGACAUGAUGUCCGACGCCAUCAGCCACAACUUGCGUCGGCGGUUAGACGUCGACUUUUACAUCCUCUGUCUCGGUGUCUUGCUACGUCUACUCUCCCACCUCGGUCGAACCAAAACGCGCAUCACAUACCACUGGUCCGAACUCUGGCGCACCUUACUCUCCUUUGUCCGCUUCCUUACUACCUACGAAAGCGACAUCAAGUCAAACUACAAAUCAAGCGGUAUGAUCAAUAUUCUGGUCAAUCUGCUAGCGUUUGCACUUUCCAGUGGAGAAAACUUUUUACCGGACCCCGCGGCCUACGAUGACCUCUUUUACAAGCUCGUCGAAAGCGGGGAUACACUCAUCAAGUUUAGAGAUGCCUUUGGGCUCAAGGGUCAAUCGGACAGCAUGCAGACACUUAUCAAUGUGUCGAGUCAUUACCAAUCCCUACUCAAUGAAAAGGGGAGGAAGCAUCUUAGCCCGCAGGAAGUUGGGCAGGUUAUUAAGCAGGGGUACGAGACGCUGUCGAUUGAUGCGAGUGAAGGGCUGGAUCGGUGGGAGAAGUUCAGGGAGGCGGAUUUCAAGUCAGCUCUGAAGAAGAUUGCGAGAGUUGUUGUGGAGGAUGCUAAGGCGCUGAAUGAGGGAUAG